Molecule: messenger RNA, 1518 nt
Organism: Colletotrichum spaethianum
Lineage: Eukaryota; Fungi; Ascomycota; Sordariomycetes; Glomerellales; Glomerellaceae
Product: FAD-linked oxidoreductase chyH
Exons: 4
Coding region: 1-1518 (505 amino acids)
Molecular function (GO): FAD binding; oxidoreductase activity
Source: RefSeq, a predicted model, not a curated record
AUGCAUCGAUUCAGGAUGGAAAUUCUCACAGCUGUAGCUGCAUGGGCGAUCACUUCUGCAUGCCUCAACGUGCCCGUCGCUCGUCAAAUGCUUGGAGGCAUCUGCCGCAGAGACACAGCUGAGCUUGGACAGAGACUCUCGCCUACCGCAAAGAUCUUUGAGCCGGGCACUGCUGAAUUCGUCGAGGCCUCCGUUCGGUGGUCCAACCUCGAUGCACCCAAGCCUAACCUCGUUGUUGUUCCUGGCACUGAGAAUGACGUCGUCGAGAUUGUCAAAUUUGCCAACGAACAGGGCCUUCCCUUCCUGGCAUACAAUGGCGUGCACGGCGCUAUUACAACCCUUGGGAGAAUGGACAGUGGCAUCGAAAUAUACAUUAACCAGCUGAGCGGCGUUGAAGUAUCUGCGGAUGGUAAAACUGCCAAGAUUGCCGGUGGCACCAUGUCCAAAAAUGUCACCGACGCACUAUGGGCAACCGGGAAGCAGACAGUAACGGGAACAUGUGAAUGCGUCAGCACUUUGGGCCCUGCUCUGGGAGGUGGCCAUGGAUGGCUUCAGGGCCGUCAUGGCCUCGUCGCUGACCAGUUUGUGUCCAUGAACAUUGUACUAGCCGAUGGCACCCUGCAGACCAUUAACGAGACGUCUGAUCUCUGGUGGGCCGUCAAGGGUGCCGGUCACAACUUCGGUAUCGUGACAUCGGUUAACGUCAAGAUUUACGACAUCGAGCACCGCGAUUGGGCGGUCGACACUCUCAUCUUUAGCGGGGACAAAGUUGAAGAAGUCUAUGAAGCUGCCAACGAGCACCUUGUCAAGAACGGUACUCAAGCUGUUGAUGUUGUCAACUGGUCAUACUGGCUCAACAACCCUGAUGUUGACCCCGAGAACCCGGUCAUUUUGUUCUGGAUCAUUCAAGAGGGCGUUACCACCGUUGACCCCAUUUACACCCAACCUUUCCACGACAUUGGCCCUAUCUCAUCAACCCCGGAGUCCGGAACCUACCUUGAUCUCGCGGCGUGGACUGGUAUCGCUCUUGAUUCUAUUCCUUGCCAGAAGGUUGGCGGAAAUAACCCUCGUUUCCCCAUCUACACUCAGUCAUACAACAUCGAGUCUCAACGCAAGGCAUAUGACCUCUUCGCGUCCUCCAUCAAGGGCGACUCACCUUUUAACAACUCGCUCUUCAUGUUUGAAGGCUACUCAGUCGAUGGCGUGCGAGCUAUUGAUCACGACUCAACGGCCUUUGCUUACCGUGAUGACAACCUUCUCUUCGCCCCUCUCAUCACCUACACCCCCAACGGUACGGAACUUGACCAGCAGGCCGCCACGCUGGGCAACCAACUUCGCGACAUUAUUCAUGAGGGCACUGGACGCACCGAGCAGCAUGUUUACCUGAACUACGCUUUCGGUGAUGAGUCUCCAACGGGUUGGUACGGUAGUGAGCAGUGGCGCCAGGACCGUCUCAAGUCUUUGAAGACGAAGUACGACCCCAACGGAAGAUUCAGCUUCUACGGCCCCAUUGCUUAA